Messenger RNA from Rana temporaria (common frog), 2467 nucleotides. It is a transcript of the gene EDN1, whose product is annotated as endothelin 1. The record is from RefSeq and is a predicted model, not a curated record. The coding region runs from base 940 to 1620 and encodes 226 amino acids. Lineage: Eukaryota; Metazoa; Chordata; Amphibia; Anura; Ranidae. Gene Ontology annotation, cellular component: extracellular region. The transcript has 4 exons. Gene Ontology annotation, molecular function: endothelin A receptor binding; hormone activity; endothelin B receptor binding. Gene Ontology annotation, biological process: intracellular calcium ion homeostasis; regulation of vasoconstriction; vein smooth muscle contraction.
UGCCUUUCGUAAAUAACCCCUAUUGUGUGUUUGUUAUAUAGUACUUUGCUGCCAAAAUACAAGAAUUUAGUAUACUAAUUACCUAGUACUUGGUGCAUUGCUGCCAUAAGACAUAGAUCUCAGUGUGCCUAUUACCUAGUACUCAGUGCCAUGCUGCCUUAAAACAUAGAUCUUUGUGUGCCUAUUGCCUAGUAUUUGGUGCUAUGCUGCCAUAAGACAACGAUCUCAGUAUGCCUUUUACCUAGUACUUGGUGCUAUGCUGCCAUAAGACAUAGAUCUCAUUAUGCCUAUUGCCUAGUAUUUGGUGCUAUGCUGCCAUAAGACAACGAUCUCAGUAUGCCUUUUACCUAGUACUUGGUGCUAUGCUGCCAUAAGACAACGAUCUCAGUAUGCCUUUUACCUAGUACUUGGUGCUAUGCUGCCAUAAGAUGUAGAUCUCAGGGUACUCAUUACCUAGUACUUGGUGCUAUGCUGCCAUAGAACAUAGAUCUCAGUAUGCCUUUUAUCUAGUACUUGGUGCUAUGCUGCCAUAAGAUGUAGAUCUCGGUGUACCCAUUACCUAGUACUUGGUAAUAUGCUUCCAUAAGACAUAGAUCUCAGUGUGCUUAUUAUCUAGUACUUGGUGCCAUGCUGCCAUAUAGAAUUCAUUGUGCUUCCUACUUUCAAUCCUGCCUUGCAGACUCCACAUGUAAAUGGAUGUUUAAAGCUGCUUCGUUACAUCUGUGGGACAGCAUGUUUAGUCCUGCCUGCUCCUAUUAUUAUGAUAGGAAUGCAUUACAUUGCAUUGCACAACAGACAGCUGGAGUUACAUGAUGUCCUGACGUAGCAAUACUAAUUUCAGUUUUAAAAGAAACUCAAUCAGGAAAGAAAUAAAGAAAUUUAUGAUACCCCUAAUGUAGAUAGCAGGGGUGCACAUAUGCUUUCGAAUGUCUUAAUGUUAUGAUUUUUAUUUUAAUUUAUGAUUACACCAUUAACAAAAGUUUGUUAAAUAAGCGCUGUAUGCUUUCAGUAUCAUCAUUUAACCAGUGUCUUCUACUUUUUGCAGGGUUAAGCAGCACUUUUUUGGAAGAGACUUCCCCAUCUGGAGCUCCAGACUCUCCUCACAACUCUGGUGCCCCCUGGAGGCCGCGCAGAUUUAAACGUUGUUCUUGUUCUUCCCUUAUGGACAAAGAAUGUGUAUACUUCUGUCAUCUAGACAUCAUUUGGAUCAACACACCAGAGAAAACGGUGCCUUACGGUCUCGGUGGGCCUCGCUUGAAACGUUCAGUGCGGGACACAAACACGGAGUCUACAGACAGGUGUAUCUGUGCCAAGCGUGAGGACAAGAAAUGCCUGGGUUUCUGCCAAGCCUCAACAGAGCUCAGUGUCCAGCCUUCGCUGAAAAAAGAAAUGCGCCAAAAACAGCAGGCCAAAGUUUGCAACGGCCUCGAGAUGGGAUCACUCUGUGUUGAAAAGCACCUUUCUAGUAACAGAGAAAGAAUGGAUGACAUUACAAGGUCCAUUAAAAGAUCAUUCGCUAUUGCCAGACUACUGAAGAAGCUCAAUGAAAUGAAAGAAGUAACGCGUCCUUGGACACAGAGGAAGAGAGGACUUUGGAAACAUAUAAAAACAACAUCUUAGUUAAAGGCUUGCACCUAUUUCUUUUAAAGUGUGGAAGAUAUUGCUGUCAGUGCGUUGCUGUGUGCCCUACACCUUCUCCUUGAUGGCUCUUUGCACGUGAAAAAAAAAGUAUGAAGACUGAAUCUGGAGAUGUGGGACAAUAGUAAAACUUCAGAAAUGGCACACGUGGUAACUUCAUAGGAGACACACAAGAGGUCUAAUGGAGAAGAAUGCCAUGAAAACAAUCAGAAGGAAAAUACUGGAACCCAAAUUUUGGAUUAUCUGCCAAGCAUUUCUACUGACAGUAAAACACUGGAAUGCAAUAUGCAAAAACGCAUGCCUUAUUCUACACAUGAGAUGCUGCAUAUGGAUGUGUAUUGUAAAUGGACAUCUAUGCCAUUUUGAGGACUUAUCACAUACAUACAUGACUACCUCAGGUUUACUCCUCUCAAGGGCUUUCUUCCUGCCUAUUGUUUAGCUUGUUCUGUGAAAAUGCCUUUUUUUCCCUGGAACCCUUCACCUGAGCUACUCAAAUCUUUGAUACAUAAUAAAUCCCAGAUUUGUCUAGUGACUGGUUGGGGUGGCCUUAGAGAGCAGUUCAGUUUUUUUUCUUCAUGUUAACUGCUCUCACAAGCUAAAACUUUGGUCGUAAAAAGCAGUGGAGUUAUCUGCUAUCGCUUAUCUAAAUUUAUUAUGUGAAUAUUUUUUAAAAUAAAUAUUUAUAUUAUUUUUAAACUGACUAUAUUUACUGUGUUAAAUAUCUAUUGAAAUAGGCCAUAUUGGUCUAUGCAUGUUGUAUUUCUGUAUGAAAAAAAGACCUUAGUUUUUCUUCAAUAAUAAUGUUAAAAUAAAUAUUUUGUAACCCUUA